Messenger RNA from Scomber japonicus (chub mackerel), 5791 nucleotides. RefSeq names its product trichohyalin. The coding region runs from base 1 to 5757 and encodes 1918 amino acids. The transcript has 30 exons. The record is from RefSeq and is a predicted model, not a curated record. Lineage: Eukaryota; Metazoa; Chordata; Actinopteri; Scombriformes; Scombridae.
AUGGAGGAGCAGAGGGAGGUGUGCCGGCUGCAGGAACAGCUGGCCGAGAGUCGAGCUGAGAGAGACGAGCUGGAGUCCAGAAACAGAGUCCUGAGUGAGAGGCUGUGCCAGUCAGUGUCUCCCUCGCUCGCCCUCUCUCUGCGUGUGGAGGGGGAGCAGAGGGAGUGGAGGAGGAAGGUGAGGGAGGGAAGAGAGAGGGAGGCUCGCCAGGCGCUGCUCAUCCACCGUCUGCAGAAGAAGGUGUUGGAGUACAGAGAUCGAUGUCAACAUUUGGAGAUUCAUCUGCAGGAUGAGAAAUCACAGCUGUUAACCACUGAGCGGAGGAUCAGAGAUGAACACAGCGACUCUCUGGAGAGCGCCCUCAUCAGGCUGGAGGAGGAACAGCAGAGGUCCGUUUGUCUCGCUGACACCAACUCUGCACUGCGGGAACAGCUCAGCCAAUCAGAGCAGGCGAACCAGGCCCUGAGGGAAGAUCUACUGAAGCUAACAGCUGAUUGGACGAGAGCUGUGGAAGAGGCGGAGCAGAGAGAAGCUGAUUGGACAAGAGAGAAAGAGGGCCGGACAGGAAGUGUGUGUCAGCAGCAGGACCGUCUCCUCUCAGUCUGGAGUUGUGUGGUCGCUCUGAGACGUCACUGCCACACAGUGAAAACCGCCACGGACAGGGACCUGUGGCAGCUGAGGGCAGAGUUUUCUCGUCUCUCCUCAUCUCUUCUGUCCAGCUGUGACGUGGUCUCCUCCUCCCUGAGGAUCAGCACUCCUCCCAUCAGACCCUCCCCCUCUGAGCUUCCUCCUUCCCUCUCUCCUCCUCUACCCUCUGACUCCUUGGCCUCUGUGCCUCCUCUCACCUCCUCCUCAACCCUGGGAAGCUUCUCCUUAGCAGAGCUGGGACACAAAGAGGAGCCAGAGAUUUCAGAGUUGAAGGUUCUUCAUGAUACUGAAGUUUCACAGCUGAAAGAACGGAUAGCGGAGCUCUCUCGCUUGCUGCAGGCAGAGGAGAGUGAGCGUGAAGAGAGAGAGAGAGCGAUAGAGAGACAUAAAGAAACAGAGAGGAGUCUUCAGUCAGUCGGUCAGGCUGUGAUCAAACUGUCCAGAGUCCUGAGCAGCAGCAGCGGCGGCGACGGCGGGGGGGGGGCGCUGUGUGUCCCUGCAGACGGCGUCCUCAGGCUUGACUUGUCCUCUCUGCUGUCCGUCCUGUCUCACACUGAGAGCGCCCUGCAGUGGAGACAACAGGAACUGCAGGGAGCCGAGCUUUCUGUGCAGCGGCUCGACGAGGAGAAAACCUCUCUGCAGCUCCGACUGAAGCACACACACACCGAGCUCACACACACUCUGGACCUGCUGAGGAGUGAGCGCGAGGAGGCGUCCUGUCUGCGUCCGCAAGUGGAGGAGGUGCAGAGGAGGGAGGAGGAGAGGAGGGAGGAGGAGGUGCAGAGGGAGCGAGACCGACAGGAGGAGCUGCAGACGGAGACACACAGACGAGUCGAGACGAAGCUGCUGGAGAACGAGGAGCUGACGGAGAGAGAAGCCCUCCACCUGCAGGAGCUCCACAGUCUGAAGGGGGCGCUGGAGAGAGAGCAGCUGGACAGACACCGAGCAGAAGAAGAAGCUGCCGACGCCAGAGACGCUCUGCAGAAGUGCAGGGAGGCGGAGCUUCGUCUCUCGGCCUCGGAGCGUCUGCUGCAGCGCGACGUGGACGAAGGGCGAGACGCUCUGGACAAAAUGGCCGCUUUGAGCUCAGCUCUGGCGUCAGAGAAAAGAGAACUGAACAAGAAGCUGCUGCAGGUGGAGUGUGAGCUGGCAGACAGCCAUUCACAGCUACAGGCUCUGAGGUCAGAGGUCAGCUCUCUGCAAAGAGAAAUCCAAACCCUCAACAUGGACUGCAGUCUGCUCAGGACGCAGAGAGAGGCGGAUGCCGGCGUCGUCCAUCAGCUGAGAGAAGAAGAACGAGAGAUGGAGAGAAUAAUGGAGGAGAAGGAGAGGAAGUUGGUUUCACUGACGGAGAACAGAGAGAGAGACGGCCUCCAGCUGGAGGAGCUGUCCUCCCAGCAUGCAUCAGUGUGCAGGGAGCUGGAGGAGGUGCAGGAGCAGCUGCAGGAGGCCCAGAAGGAGGCGAGGAGGAGGCAGCGGCAGCAGGAGGAGGCGCAGAGAGAGAACAGGAGGCUGCAGGAGGAGCAGGGAAGUCUGCAGAGACACAGGGAGCAGCUGGAGGAGGAGCUGCAGGAGCUCAGGUCUCUGUCGGUGAGCCUCCAGCAGCAGGUCGGUCAGCAGCAGCGACAGCUUUCACAGUCGGAGGUCGACCGAAGUCAGCUGAACGUUCACAUUCAGACUCUGCAGACGGUCAAAGACGCACUACACGGAGAGAUCAAGUGUCUCAGAGGAGAACUGGAGCAAGUGACGGCUCGAAGACAAGAUAAGAGUGAGAGGAGCGAUGAGGAGAAGGAGGCGCUGAGGGAGGAGAAGGAGGCGCUGAGGGAGGAGAUGGAGAGGCUGAACGAGGAGGCGGAGAAGCUGAGGAAGACCAGGAGGAAGGAGGAAGAAGAGAGGAGGGAGGAGAGGGAGGCCUGGCAGAGAGAGAGGGAGUCACUGAGUGAGGAGCUGGGGAUGAGGGAUGGAGAGGUGGAGGUGCUGAGGAGGCGAACAGAGGGACUGAAGGAGGAGAAGGAGGAGAGACAGAUGGAGGUGGAGAGACUGAGGGAGGAGGUGACGGAGAGAGAAACACAAAUCAGCUGCAUGAUGGAGAGAAUUCAUCACAUUGAGGAGAGACUGCAAGAUGGAGAGGAGGAGAGAAGGAGGCGAGAGGAGAAGCUGAGAGAGAAGCUGGAGGAGAAAGAGGGGGAGGAGGAGCUGGAGGAGAAGAAGGAGGAGGUGGAGCGGAGGGAGCGCAACCUGGAGAAGCAGAUAAGUGCUGUGAGGGAGCGGGAGGAGGAGGUGGAGGUGCUGAAGGAGCGCCUGAGGCUUGUGGAGAACCAGGAGGAGGUGAAAGUGAGGGAGUGUCAGGAGGCAAAGCACAAACUGAAGGAGAAGGAGGUGAGAGAGGAGCAGCUGGAGGCGCUGUUGAGAGAAACCCGGACACUCCUGGAGAAAGAGAGGAGGCAAGGAGAAGAAAAAGAAGACAGAAUCUCCUCCCAGGCCAGGGAGCUGCAGGAGGCGCAGGCAAAGAGGGAGGGGGCACAGAGGGCUGCCAGGGAGAGGGAGGAGGUCCACCACAGGCUGGAGGAGGAGGUGAAAGAAGGCAGAGUGAAGAUAGAGCGGAGUGGGAAGGAGGCAGCUCAGAUCUCUCGUAUGUUGAAGGAGCGAGAGGAGGAGGUGCAGCAACUGAGAGCCACACUGGAGGAGAGGGAGGAGGAGGGCAGAGAGAAGGAGGCCCUGUGGAGGAUGGAGGAGGAGAGGAGAAAGAGGCAGGACAACAAGCUGAAGGAGGUGGAGGAAGAGAUGAGGAGAAUGGAGGAGAAAGUGAAAGAGGUGGAGGAGGAGCUGGAGGAGGAGAGGGAGGUGCUUAGAAGAGCCAGGGAGGAGAGGAGGAGGCUGGAAGAUAGAUGGAAAGACAUAGAGAAGGAGGUGAAGAAGCUAAGAGAGGAACUGAGGGUGGCAGAGGAGGAGAAGAGGAAAGUAGAAAACAAACUAAAGGAGACUGAGGAGGAGGUGCUGAUGAAGGUCAGGGAAGAGAAGAGGAGGCUGGAGGAGGAGCUGAAGAUGAAGGAGAACGAAUUGCAUGAACAAAGGGAGGUGCUGAGGAAGGCAGAGGAGGAGAGGAGGAGGUUGAAGGAUGAACUGAUGGAGGUGAAAGAGGAGGCAGGGCGACUGGUGGAGAACAAGAGGAGUCAGCACCUCCUGGUGGAGGAGAAGGUGAGAUCCAGAGUGAGAGAGUUGGAAGAGGAGAAGGCAGGCCUGUCAAUGGAGCUGAGGAGGAGGGAGAGGGAGGUGACAGCUCUCAGAGAGGAGGUGCAGAGGGAGAGAGAUGAAGCACAGGAAGAGAUCAUGAGGAGAAAACAGGAGGUGUCUCUCCUGAGAGAAGUGCAGAAGGAGCAGAGAGAUAGGGAGGAGGUACAGGAGGAGCUGAGGAGCAAAGGGAAGGAGGUGACAGCUCUGAAAGAGGAGGUGCAGAAGGAGCAAAAGGAAAAGGAGGUUGUACAGGUGGAGGUGACAGCUCUGAGAGAGGAGAUGCAGAAGGAGCAGAGGAGGAGUGAGAGGGAUGUGUUUAUACUUAAAGAGGAGGUGCAGAGGGAACAAAGGGAGAAAAUGGAAGUCCAGGAGGACCUGAAGAGUAAAAGGAAGGAGGUGUCAUCUCUCAGAGAGGAGGUGCAGAUUGGGCGGAGGAGAAUGGCAGAGCAGGAGUCGAUACUGAGAGAGGAGGUGCAGAGGAAACAAAGGGAACGGGAGGAAAUGGAAAAGAAGUUGAAGAGGAGCGAGAAGGAGACAAAGUCUUUUAAAGAGGAGGUGCAGAAGGAGCAGAGGAAGAGGGAGGAGGCUCAGGAGGAGCUGAGAGGAGUUCAGGUUCAGGCGUCGGAGCUGAGUCGGAGGCAGGAGGUGCAGCAGGAGGAGACGCAGCAGAUGAAGGAGGGCCUGAGAGCUGCUGUGGAGGAGAUGAGCACCCUGAAGCUCCUCCUGCAGGACAGUCACAGCGAGGGGGAGCGUCUGAGGAGCGCUCUGAAGGACCGCAUCAGGGAGGAGAACCUGAACUCUGCUCGGGAGGAGGUGGAGGAGCUGAGAGCCAGAGCCAAGGCCCUGGAGAGGAGGAGGAGGGAGCUGAUGGAUGAGCUGCAGGAGAGCCGACGACAGAAGGAGACGGCAGAGGAGGAGAGGAGGGAGGCGGAGGUGCGAUGGAGGAGCCGAGUGGAAGAGAUGGAGGAGGAGCAGGAGGUGAAACUGAACGCUUUGGCCAGAGAAGUCCAAACACUAAAGGAGAAGGAGAUGCAGAGAGAGUGGAGGUCCAGGGUGGAGGAGACGAGGAGGUCCAGGGUGGAGGAGCAGGAGGCAGAGAGGAGGAGCAGAGAGAAAGGAGAGGUGAGGAACCAGGAGGAGCAGGAGGAGCAGGAGGAGGAGCAGGAGGAGCAGCAGGAGGAGCAGCAGACCUCCUCUCUGCUGCUAGAGAAGGAGGAGAUGUUGAAGCUGCUGAAGCAGAAAGAAGCCGAGGUUUACGCUCUGACUCAGAGGGUGGAGGAGCUGGAGAAGGACAGGGAUCGCGUCCGAUUGGCUCUGGAGAGAACAGAGGCGGCUAUGAUUGGCUACCGGGAGAGAGCCCACCAACAGGAGCAGAGCGGGGGGGCGGGACCAGGGGAGGGGCUGGAGGACCGGCUGCAGGUGUUACAGACUCUCGUCGCUGAACUCGAGUUGGAACAAAAACGACUGAACAAGAAAAACUCACAACUGAAGAAAGAAAGACACACACUGAGAGACACACUGAGACAGGUGGAGGAGGAGCGGACGAGGCUCCGACAGCAGAUGAAUGACAGCAGCAGACCUCAGGUCUCUGCAGACACCACAGAAGAAGAGCAGCUGAGGAGCAGAGUGAUGGAGCUGGAGGACCAGCUGACUCAGCUCCGUCUCUCAUUGGCCGAGGACCAGCAGCAGAGGGAGGAGUUUAUCCAGCAGUCCUCCAGAAACAGCCAAUGGCUGCUCUCGCUGAGACACGACCUCACCGAUUCGCUGGCUGCCGUCACACGCCGUCCAAUCCCGUCCGUCCUGGAGUCUGAGACGCAGCGAUUGGACCGUAGCCUGAGGGAGGAGGAGCUUAGGAUGUCCCUCAGCCAAUCGUAGCACUGCUCAGCAAAUCUGGGUCAAAGGUCAAAGG